This is a messenger RNA of Cutaneotrichosporon cavernicola, 1140 nucleotides long. RefSeq lists its product as uncharacterized. Gene Ontology annotation, biological process: cytoskeleton-dependent cytokinesis; intracellular protein localization. The record is from RefSeq and is a predicted model, not a curated record. Gene Ontology annotation, molecular function: molecular adaptor activity; GTP binding; GTPase activity. Gene Ontology annotation, cellular component: cytosol; septin complex; microtubule cytoskeleton. Lineage: Eukaryota; Fungi; Basidiomycota; Tremellomycetes; Trichosporonales; Trichosporonaceae. The transcript is spliced from 6 exons. The coding region runs from base 1 to 1140 and encodes 379 amino acids.
AUGUCUGGCGAGAUCGGUAUCGCAAACCUGCCCAACCAGAGGCACAAGAUCGUCAACCAGCGCGGCUCGCACUUCACCAUCAUGGUCGUUGGCGAGUCGGGUCUCGGUAAGACGACCUUUAUCAACACGCUGUUUGCGACCGAGAUCUCCAACGCCCGCAACUACCGUCAGCGCUUUGCCAAGCAGCUCGACAAGACGACCGAGGUGGACAUUCUCCGUGCCGACCUCGAGGAGCGCGGUUUCAACAUGCGCCUUACGGUUAUUGACACCCCCGGCUUCGGCGACUACGUCAACAACCGCGAUUCCUGGGCCCCCAUUGUCGAGUUUAUCGACGACCAGCACGAGUCGUACAUGCGCCAGGAGCAGCAGCCCAUGCGUAUCACCAAGCAGGACCUUCGUGUGCACGCCUGCCUGUACUUUAUCCGCCCCUCUGGCACCACCGUCAAGCCCCUCGACGUCGAGGUCAUGAAGCGCCUUGGUACCCGCGUCAACCUCAUCCCGGUUGUCGCCAAGGCCGACACCCUCACGCCCGAGGACCUGCUGUUCUUCAAGCAGCGCGUCCGCGAGGUCAUUCACGCGCAGGGUAUCAAGGUGUACACCCCGCCCAUCGAUGUCGACGACGACGCUGCCGCCGACAACGCGCGCCUCAUGCAGGCCAUCAUGCCCUUCUCGGUCAUUGGCUCGACCGAUGACGUCCGCACUGCCGACGGCCGUGUCGUCAAGGGCCGCCAGUACCUUUGGGGUGUGGCCGAGGUCGAGAACGAGGACCACUGCGACUUCAGAAAGCUCCGCUCCCUCCUCAUCCGCACCUACAUGCUCGACCUGAUCUCGUCGACCGAGGAGACCCACUACGAGGCCUACCGCCUGCAGCAGAUGGAGACGCGCAAGUUUGGCGAGCCAAAGGUCAAGAAGCUCGAUAACCCCAAGUUCAAGGAGGAGGAGGAGGCGCUCCGUCGGCGCUUCACCGAAAACGUCAAGGUCGAGGAGGCCCGUUUCCGCCAGUGGGAGCAGCACCUCAUUGCCGAGCGCGACCGCCUCAACAAGGACCUCGAGCAGGCCCACACGUCGAUCAAGGCGCUCGAGUCGGAGAUCGACAACAUGGCCGCGUACCACCGCCAGGGCGGCACUGUCCGCCGCUAG